This is a messenger RNA of Porites lobata, 24943 nucleotides long. The record is from the annotation of a GenBank genome assembly. NCBI's taxonomy places the organism in Eukaryota, Metazoa, Cnidaria, Anthozoa, Scleractinia, Poritidae.
AUGAAGAAUCUAUUGUUCAAUUUAGCUUUUGCUUGCUUUAUUUCUGCCUGCUUCUCGUCUGAACGCCAAGGAUAUCCUGGAAUUCGCUUCAGAGUGACUAGUAAAGGGCUUCAAUACGGUAAGAAUUGAAAGAAUAAAUUUCUACAUGCGAUAACGGGAAAAAGUAGCACAAAAUGGAACGACUCUAGCUAAUUCAAAGGAUUCCUUACGUUCUGUCCAUCAAAAACUCGUUUCUCGGAUCCGUCUGCGGAGUGGGACUGGUGAAUGAUUGUCAUUCAUAUAUAUGUAUAAAAAGUAUAUCAUUUAUUAUAUAUAUGGUGAGUUAGACAAAUCUUUGAAUUCCAUUAUGAUCGAUGAAAUAUGUUGCCACUUUUGAUAUUGUUGCAUCUCUGUUAUGUCGAGCACCCCCGUGGAUCUCACACGUAUUGAAAUAAUAGUCCUUAUUCUAUGACGGGCUUGACUAAAACAGCGGAAAAAUCCUUAAUACAAGAUCACUAUCAUUAGCUCGAAUUUUUAAAUACAAUGAAUUUAAAGCGUUUGAAACCUUUGUCUUUGAUAGUUUCAAAACCACUUAUAAUAUAGUCAGUGUGUAUAGCUUGUCAAUCAAUUGUAAAACAUUUCCUCUUAGUAACAAAUUGAGUGGCAGGGAUGGCUGGAUGUUCCUUUUUGUCUAUUACACGGUUUCGCUUUGCUGCGAGCUGCUUCGUCGUGCUUAAAAGAAUCACUUCCUAGGCAUCUAGAACGGGUAGAAAGCCGAUAAUUCGAGGCUGUAAAAAAGGGGUACAGGCUUGAAAGCCCUCACCACCCCAAGUUUAGUCAAGGCAAAGUUACAGCUAACACGCCCACCCUUUUAAAUUAAAGAAGACAUCAUGGUUGAGUGGUUCGUACUGACAGAGGAUCAAAACGCGCAAAAUACAGAGCCUGCUUUGAACACCUCAUGCAGUUAACGUUUACAGUAAAGUUUUCUAAGAAUAAUAUGGACCCAAUGCGAUAUACCCAAUUUCUAAGCUGUGAUACACCUCAAAGCGAAAAAGCUCACUGAAAGCUUACCUAUGAAACAUGCUGUGUUAUUUUUUCUAAUAUUUCGGGCCCUGAAAAUUUUACCGUAGAUAAAUAUAGACGGUUUGUUGAAAAUCUUUAUUAGGUUUCUACGUUUUCCUCCACGUAUGUGGAAGCAUAGUAGUGCUAUUAAAUAGGAUUGCCUUCGCAUUUUGGAGAGGAGCCAGCCAUAUUGGCAAAAAGAAUUAAACUUGGGUGACCGUAAAUCCUAGUUUCCCACGCUGCCGGGGUUAACAGGUAAGGCCAAUAACAGCGGGUCUUGGCAGCAGCUACCCUGCGGUUUAUAGAAAACAAUAACUUUUCUAAACAGCAAGAUAGCUUUUACAUUGUGCCGUGGUUUACUAAUUUAAAAGCGGGUGAUUUGAUCAAUUUCUUUCUUCAUUCAUUGCCUGUCUUCAGACACUUCAAAUAGUAAUCUUUUAAUGGAUUUCGAAAAUCUUUGCGUCGAUCAAGAAGUGGUAUUAAAGAUAAUCACGUUUAGAAAUGCGUGUCACAAUGCUAAACAGAGAAGGAGAAAAAUCAAGGUAAAAGUGAAAAGGAUCCUAAUUAAGGAAUUUUCUGAUGAUUUCUUGUAGUUUGACACUGGGCGUCUAAAGACGACAUCAGACAAACAUUAACAAGUUUAAAAAGUCAAAUUCCUUAUUCCUUACAGUUUCUAAUGUUAGGAACUUUUAGCUCUACGGCUGUAUGAUGAAAGAUGUGACAAAUCUUUGAAAUAAUCCGAAAAAACGUCAGAAAUGAGUUUCCCGGCUGCUCUUCCAGGUUAUGAAACAGAUAUCAAAAAACGGAACUAAAACGUUUAAUCUAUCACUGAUAAUUUUAUAAUUUGGCAUUAAAAUGAACCUAGUUUUGAAAGACCAGAAAAAAGGAGCACCCAAAGGCAUAGAUUAAUUGUGGCUUUGAAUAGGCCUUUAAUGAUCUAAGUAUUUUUGGAUGCCUAAUAGCACAAUUAAGUGGCAGGAAAUGUCUGUUUGAAUGUUACCAAAUGUGUCAACAAUCAAUCGUAUGACGUCUUGACAGUAGGUCUGUUGCUCCUUAAUUAUCUUGGUCUUUUGGUUCGCUUCCAAUUUACGUUUUUUACUGGUGUACUUGAAAGGCAAAUGAUAAACAAAGUAAACUGAAAAUUGAACCAGUAUUAAAUAGUUACACUAAAAAUGUAAACACAAAUUUACAAAAGAAACAAAAGAAAGAUUAAUGACGUCAACAAAGUACUGUGGAAUAAGAAGACAUUUUAGUUAAGGGAAACAUGCUAAAUCAUCCAAGUGUCUUGACUUCUACACGCAACGUGUUAAUGGUCAUAAUUCGGUAAUGGCUGCGUACAGUCAAAGCUAAGUCUCUUGAUAUAUGACUGCCGUAUGUAGGAGUGCUGUCGAUGUGGGCCCAAUUUUCGCAAUUUCGUUUGUGCUCAUUUAAUUUAACAACUGGUAUAAGGUCUCUCAUUGAGUCACUUAUCCAUUUCAAACAAACAAAAUAUAAAAAUUAAAAUAAAUAGAUGAUUAAAUAAAUUAAAAAAGAACAGAACAGAUUACAGUUUAUUAUACAUCUAGAAUUACAUCUUGGCACACUUGUGUUAGCGCUGAAAAGGUUAACGUGGCUCAGACUUACCUACCUCCUACUUGGACACCCAUCCGUCCACCCAUCCGGAUUAUUCCUAACAUAACAAUUCAAGAUCAUUCUAGUUAUAAGAAUCCCGAGAAUCCGUCUCUAUUUUCUUUAUUCAAGAGCUCUUUUUGCAAUCAACUUAAACAAUGUUGGUAAAAUAACAUUAUUUUGUUCCUGGGAGAAUCAUCUGAUUUUUCUUUUUUCAAUUCUUGUGGGACGUGUGGAGAUACUUCACAAACUGACACAACGACACAAUUCCUUUUUAAAACUACCAAUAACUUGACCUUUACUUAUCUAGAAAUGUAACUCUUGGUGGGUUCCUGAAAUAAGCAUGAGGAGCUAUACUUAGUAUAACCUGCGAUCAGGCGGUUUUUCUUCCUUCUUUUUUUUUUUGGCCGUCGCUCUUCCCCCCAAAAAAGGAACUGCUGAUCGCAGAUCAUACUCAGCAUUUCCGUGCUAGUAUGUUUGUUAGACCCUCCUUUUGUAAGAGUGUCGGAUUUUGGUAACGAAGCUAACUGAAACUUUUCUUUUUUAUGGUUUGAGCACGAAAAGUUCUUCGCUACUUAUUCUUCAAGUUACCUGUUACAGAAAUGAUAGAAAACCGUUACGAAUGUUACCAGGAAACAUAAAAAAGGCCUUUGUGUACUUUUCCAUAUCGAAUUUCUAUACCAAAGAAAGAUACAUGCACGCCCUGGGAAACAUCUGGACUCGCGGGAAAUGUAUUUGCAAAAAGCGAGUGUAGAACCGUUAUAUAACUUUUAGUCUCAGUUUGGACGCAUUCUUGACAUGUUUUCUGAGACAAUUCCAGCCUCAACGUUUUAAUAAGAAAAGGUCCUCAGGAAAACUGGAGUGUAUUGACCUAGAGUGAAGUCAUAUUGGCUGGAUAUCUGCCAAAGGUUUGCUUCUUUUCGAUCAUGCAGCUGACAAUGAACCUACAAUGUAAAGGACGCUUAGCGAUAGGGUAAUUAGUUUCAGUGUUUCAUGUUAUUUUUUUGCUUUCUCUUUUACCUUAAUUACUAGCUGACGAUGUGGGCAUCAAAGUGCUGUUUAAAAGGCUGAGGGAGGAAAAUCUCAAAGACAUCUCUCAUUCUUCUAAGAACCUCGAAUACGCCCUAUCCAAGUAAGUCAUCAUAGUUUUCAUGUUUUUCCUUGUAUUAUUUUAUUAUGACACAUUUGAUAUUGUAUCAGAGUAGUCCGACUACGAAAAUUCUCCCACGUUAUCCUUUGACCCUUUCCUCCCACAUAAAAUGAUGGAGGUUUGACUGUGUUGGUUGUAACUUUUGAGUUCGAGUGACCAUUCAAAUGAAACCUCUUUUGUAUCACUUUGACAAGGUACUAUUAGUGGUUGUUUUUCUAGUAUUCAACAAAGUUUGAUGAAUUGUGACUUCGAAUACUGUUGUAGUGUUAAGCUAAAUUAGAGUUUUAAAUGCACCCUGACUGCCCCUGAAAAUGUCUAAAUCAAUUUUUGUUUUAGCAAUUCUUUCAUUGCCCAACGUCUUUGCAACGUUUUCAAGUUUAAGUCCACUAUCUUUAACAGUUUUAAAUCAAAUUUGGUGUGCCAUUACAAUCAUAUGACUUUGAUCAAGAUCAGACGACUAAAGGGGAGGUUUCCGUGGAUGGAUAUUGUCACUAAAUCUUAAGAACAAAUCUUGUUUGAUACUACCGAUUUAAGCUGUUUGUAGAAAGUUAUAGAGGCCAGAUUUACAAAAACAUCCUUAUCCCGAUAAACCUCCUUAUAACUAUUAAAAGAUGAUUGGCAUCAACAAGGGCCUCGCACUUUAAGACACGCUUCAAUUUUGCUUGCGCUUCCCUUGUUAAACUAAGCAAGGCUCUCGUGUUAGGCGUUUGCGUGCGCCAUUCUUGUUCAGAAUUUCAAGCAAUUAAGAGCGUAUGAGCAAGAUGAAUAUUGGCUGUGCAUACAAUAUGGUGAUAAAUGUUAAAGUUUCUGCCAUGCUGGCUUGCCAAGAGUGGCGUUACGUAACUGUUGCAAGAAGAAAUUACCUUCUGGUAAUGAAACUGAUAAGUAAAAAAUAGAUAAAUAAAAAAGCUUGACUAACAUUUUAAACCCUGGUUUUAAAACGAGUUUUAGCCGCAUGAUGCGUUUGUUGAAUUGGUUUGCCAUUUCAAGCGAAAUAAGUCACCCGACCUGCUGCCCCUCCCCCAUUCCAAACAAUUGGGUCAGUCUUGGGUCAAAUUGAUCAAGGCACAGAGACAACCCUUCGCUUAGGUAUGCAAAGCACAUAAAGCGGGUGUUUUCAAUCAAUUAAGUCUGUCUUUAAUUCUUUAGCUGUUACAGUUGACAGUUUAAAAGCGCAUUGCAUUUUAGCGUAGAUGCACUGUACAGUACCGCAAAUGAUCCCCAACCGCAAAUGAUCCCGAGACCGCAAAUGAUCCCCAAAAUGGACCGCAAAUGAUCCUCGACCGCAAGUGAUCCCCAAAGUCGACCGCAAAUGAUCCCGAAAGAAAAAUAGGAAUGGCUUAGACUCGAGUUAGCGGAUCGUCGUGGCAAUUUUAUUAUUAAUACAAAAAGUAAGAUUAAACACUAAAUUUCAGUUCUUAACUAAAUACGUAUAUUCAUGAAUAAAAACUAAAUGAAAAAAAUCAUUCAAGUGUAAAACGAAGUCGGUAGGCAACACAAGACUUUUAGCUCAUGCCAAAAUGCUGCUUGUUCCAAUGAAUUUUUUUCUCUGGCGGGUAGAUUAUACCUGAAGGAAAACGUUUUGACCGAGAAAAUGUGAUUUUUGCCGCUUAUUUCAUACUGAGAGGUCAUGACACGCAUUUUCUGCGGUUAUUGUGGUUUGUGGUCUGUAUGAUUUGCUGGAUUUGUCCUUUAAUGCAAGAGCAUUUCUUUGACCUCUUUUGAAAUGCAAUGCUUCUCAUUCCGGCUAAAUAAGGGUUUUAGGUUGUUUAAUUUUCUUUAAAGUGCCUCAUGGAUCCGAACAAUUAUAAGCGACUUUCUUUAAGUCCGUGAAUGUGACGGUUCCUACGAUGUUUUGUCACGCGAUAACUACCGCUUGCCUCGCUUUUGCGUUCCUCAUUACCAGUUUUAGAUUCCUGGUAACUGUCUACAGCAAAGGCAAAAAAUGGAUAUACAUAUAAGCGUCAAUAUGACUUUUCGCAACAUGUUCAUGAGCUGUAGGCAAGUUGCUCUUUCAAAAUAAACCGAAAACUGUGGACAUUGAUAAGUUCGGUGGCAUUUUGACGUGUGUUUAUUUCAAAUCAUGUCUUGUUUUUUAAAGGGCACUCCCAGGCCUGGGGCACUCAUAAGUUACGAACCAAUGUCCUGCUGUUUAUCACGUAAAAUUAACACUUCAGAGAAAAAUCAAAACUAAAUAUUCUGAAAAUUAAUUCGACGCGUCUAAAAGGAUCAGUAAAGUCAAUAAAGCUAUUGUUAUGUAGAGGGUGCCCGGCUUUGUAUUCCUCAGUAGUUCCUCAGUAGACAAGUUGAGCUUGACCGUUAAAAUAAUAGAGUUUUUUCUGCGUAACGUCCUGCCUGUCUUAAAUUUUCAGCGACGAAACAGUUCUUGAAAGAAAAUUGAAGCAAUUGACAAAGGAAGAAGUAUACGGUUGAUACCAUAUCCUUUUCAGAUUUAUUCUACUUUUUUUGUCGCCUUGUAUAAAUUGACCUGAGAUGUAGCGUCCUCCUUCCCUUUUUCUUUAGAAGGCGAGAGAAAAAGGUUCCUUUUUUUAUAAUCAGUCCUUUUUUGUAAUCAGUCCCAUAAAAUCCAUUCCAUUUCUCAAGUUUUCACGGGAUCAUUUACGGUCAACUUUGGGGAUCACUUGCGAUCGAGGAUCAUUUGCGGUCCAUUUUGGGGAUCAUUUGCGGUCUCGGGAUCAUUUGCGGUUGGGGAUCAUUCGCGGUACUGUACAGCACCAACCUUUGCCCCCCAGUGAAUUCAACAUUUUUCAUUCUGCCAAUGAGCAAAAUAACAAAAGACUAUUUUUCUGCGUGUUCUAGAAAAAUAAUGCACUUUUAAUCUGUAGUGAAUGCAAAAGCAGUUGGUUGUGGCCUCGAAAGUGCAUUUCAUUUUGAACGAAAAAAUCGUCAAUAAUCUUACAGGAAAAUUUUACCGCAACAACUUUAUUCAGGAGCUUUCAACAUCGAUAACAACGCUUGUGGUCCGCGGGUAGCGCGGGGGCGCUUCGAGGCGAUACGCCCAAGACCGCCAUCACUUUAAUCGUCAGCAUAAAAACAAUAAUACAAUACUAGAAGCAAUCUAGAUUGUAUUUUCAACUUACUUGACUUUGGUGGGUCAUAACUUGUAUCUAAAAAAAGUAAAGCGCGCGAUCUGAUUGGUCAAUAACCCAUGUUAUGACCCAUUUGGUCAUAAGUGAAUACUGACGAAAGCUGUUGCGAGCUCAAAGCUGAACGCAUCCCUUUAAGGGCAUAAUUUCGCUCGUCGCCAUUUGAUUACACAUAUUAAUAUUAAGAGAAAGUUCCCAAAAGGGUUAAACAGAUCUUAAAAAAGGUUUUACAAUCAAAAUUGAGACGGAGAACUAAUUAUUCAGCGAAAAGAUUUUUUUGAAAGAUAAUAUUUUUUUGCAAAGAAUGAAUUUUGGACGCCAUAGCGCUCGCAAAUGACAUUUCCCUGCUAUCUCUGAGCAAAAUCAAGAUUGCUAAGCACUCAAGAAGUUAGAUUUGCAUUCUGCUACGCCUCGAGCAACUCUUACGCUUCUCUCGUGCUUAGCAAUCUCCCGCAUGCAUCCGUAACUUGAUGGCUGCAAGCUGCACGUUUAUCAUUUCUUAAAGGGACUCACCAAUGCCAAGGUUUUUAACUUUUGAAGUGUGGAUGUUUGCAUAACUAAUACAACAUAAAACUUGAAUAUGUAAAACUACUAAUAGCCAUGCAUAUACAUACAAAAAAACAAGCCAGCAAAAAAAUAAAAUUAAGUUAAAAAUAAUACUUAAAAACUCUUAUUCUAAAAGCUGUCGGAUGGGGAAAUAUCAAAAUAAAAUGUAGCAAUAUAACGAGACGACGACACUUCGUCAAUUCCGAUAGAAUUCCGAUAAAAAUGGUGAUAGAUCAAGUCAUAGCGGGUACACAGAGUAUACGAAGCACAGUAAUUUAAGUCUCAUAGAUCGCCCAUAGUAUUGUAUUAUGAAAACAAUGCUUUGUUAGGUUCAAUCGUGCAUUUACAGGGUAGGAAAUCAUAGUGAACAGGGCGCUUUCCAUUCGGCUCAAAAUUCCGGAAAUGUUUGUUAGGAAUCAAAUAUAACGGACCAUUUCGGUACCGUUCGACCGAAAUAUUUGGGACCUGGCCUUUGAAGGUGGUUCAUGCACUUUGACCGAAAUGUCCCUCACCAUUUGACAACAAUUGUUGCCCCCUGUACCUCUCCUCUAUAUCCUGUUUACGAGUACAAUAACCAAACACGCGGUGGCUUGGGUCGGGUCUGUUCAACCGGAAUGUACCUUUCCGUUGGGAAUUUCCGAAAUUUCAAUACAAAUUUUUUGUUGAACGUAAAGCCCCCAAAAUCUCUGCAUUCCACAUCAAUACCUCAUCCAGGAGCCAAUACCUCAGUCGAGAGUUUAUUUGCAUGCCAAUGGCUGGUUUGCAGCAGCUAUUUUAUCAAAUGCUUCAUGUUUUUAGCAUCAAGAAUAAUCGUGCCACCAUAAGUUCGUCUUCGUUUACAACGGCUCCCAGAGAGGGACUCACACUGAGGGCUAAUGGGAUCAGCCUGGACUUCUCUGGAAACCUGCGUUUUAAAAAGAAAAUUGGCUGGUAUGUUUCUUAAUAGUAAUUUAUAGAUACCAAUUGAAACAUAUCCUCUUGUUACGCAUUGAAUAAGAAAGUGACAGUUUUUUUUAGUUGAUAACGUAAAGCCUUACGUUUUUGAAAGCCUCCCUUUUUGUUGCGGAAACUCUCGUUUCCAGCAAUAGGAUGUGCUUGAUGCUCUUUUAUUCAGGCGGUUUGAAAAAGUUUUGCACAUUUCCGAGCUACACUUGACAGAGUUCUCCUUUGCACAAGGUACGUAUAUGGUACGUACGUAUAUGGUAUAUGAACUCGCUUUCCAAGGAAUCAUCCGACUAAUUUCAUUCAUUUAUUUAUUCGUUAAUUAUUCAUUGUGGAGGCGUGUUUGGCCGAGCGGUUAACAACUCGAGCUGCGGAUCUAGAGGUCCGGGAUUCAAGCCUCGCCCGUCGCGUUGUUUCCUUAGACGUCUUUGUCUCUCUUCACCCGUUGAUUAGCAUCCCGUUAGACAAGGCAACUUUAAGGAAACAGGGAUACAAGCUCCAGCUGUUUGCCUUUCUCUUUCAUUAACCCAUUCACUUCCUUCCUUCCUUCCUUCCUUCAUUCAUUCAUUCACUAUUUACUUAUUUACUCAUCAUUUAUUUACUUAUUUAUUUACUGGAAAAAGAAACCAUCAGGCUUUCAUACAGGCUUCCCUCGCAUAUAUUUGCCAUUUAAUACUUGCAGACGUCCUGUACCCGGGAAGCUUUAACAUACUGAAAAGCUGUUUGUAGGCCUUGCAGUAAUGUAUAUAGUCUAGUCAAGUUUCAGGGAUACUGUCGUGCACUUUGUAUUUCGUGUUUUUAUACCAUCUCCUUUUUCGUACUCUUUUCAAAAUUAUAUUAUUAUUUUAUUUUUCUCUUGUUAGUUCAUAUAUCAUCGUCUUCUCAAAGUAAAUAUCCAUCAAGGCUAACUAUUUCCUGCAAUAACAUCACCCGCGCGGCACACUGUAAUAUUAAACCAAACUCACUUAAUGCCUCACUUUAUUCUUUAUUUUAGGUUUCAGAUCAAAGACAGCGUUAGAUUUUCGUUCGAAGCACGUGGAAUUAAUUUUAGACUGACAGUACGAAUUGGUAAGUCUGACUAACUAGGAUUGAAGGCGUUAAAAUUGACUGAGAGAAGGUAUACAUUAUUCGCUAUGUUUUUCCAUUUCAGGAGUUGACUCUGAUGGUCGACCCACCGUAUCCGCUCGAGCACGGGACUGUUCCUCGUCGGUUGAUUCGGUCCACGUUAAAUUCUCAGGAGGGUACAGGUAUGCUUUACACUGUGCGGACAUUUUUCUGUGGAAAACGGAAUCUUGUUUACGUUUACCCAGUUUCCUACGUUUUAACCUCUUUUUGCUUUUUUGCGGCUCAAAAUAGUUUGAGAAAAAACAAUAAAACAACCUUUUAGUCAGUCAUUAAAUCAGUGAGUCAAUCAGUCAAUCAUUCAGUCAAUCAGUCAAACAAUAAAUCAAUUAAUCAAUCCAUCUGUCAUUCAUUACUCGUUAUCUACGGCUAAGAAUUAAUCAACAUAAAACAUAAAAUGCUUCUCUCUUGGAAAGAAUUUAUAAUAAAUAUGCGUACUCUUUGUCGCGUUUUUUUUACGACAUGAAAAUUUGGAAAGAACUGAGUGACAAGGUUGCAAUUAUAAUUAUGAAUACUAUCCGGAAUACGCGACGGUAAAGAUGCUGUCUGCAGUUUAGCAGUUUAGCUGCAGUACCAAAGAACUGGAUCGCCGUAAUUGUUAACUUAGCCUUGGUUAUUUUGCACCUCAAUUUUUAUUCCUGCAUAGUCAACAAAAAUAAAUUUAACCUAAAUCGUGUUGUCUUUUCUAGUUGGUUAUACAACUUGUUCUCCAGUCAAAUAGAUAGGAAAGUGAAGGAUGAACUUAACAAACUGGUAAGAUCUUAUGAUCUAUUAAACAGGAAUGAGGAAUCACAAAAACUGGGAAUGAACAAACGCUUAUUCAAUGUUAUGUCCAAGAGACACUCAAAACUGACAAUAAUGAAAAUACUUACUCAACGAACCUAUGCAUGUGACAAACAUAUGGAUUGUUCUCUUUGAUUGGUAUUAGUAUUUUUACAGGGUAGGGAAACCGGUAAUAUUGGUAUUUAAAGGGAUUUUACUGAAAGGUUUUCGAAUUAUUAUGGCAUUUUAUAGCUCUAUCGCAUUCAAAUUUCCACUUCACUGAUUAUGAAUGAUUAAUUUUGUCGCCCACACAUUCUGCCCGAUGUAUUAUUUUCCAGUGAGUUAAUAUGUAGUUUCUAAAGAACUCUGUUUUUUUUUUCUGCCAAUAAGAUGUGCAAGAAAGCUAGAGAGGCAAUAAACAAUGACGGAGCCAAAUUUAUGGCAACUUUUCCAGGUAAUAUAGCAAAGGUGAUCUUGAACUGGGUUACCGUAAAUGAUCUAAUAGAGGAUGUUAGCAUCAACAACGAGUACGAGUACGAGAACGACUUCAAGCCGUACUCGUACUAGAAGACGUUUUCUCAGCUUUCUAUGUUAGCGAUGACACCCGACUUUCCCGGGUAAAUGCAAAUUUACUCUGUGUAGGAAAUAUCGCGUUCAGUUGCUUUUCCUCGACUUCAAAAGAUAAGGAAUGUUCAAGAUGAUAAAGAGAGGCUAGAAACGAAAAGAAACUACAUAAAACGAUCAGAAUUUACCUUUGAAAACCAGCUCUUCCCAGUCGUUCUACCCACCUCGAGUUUUUGGUGAGAACUCGUCGCAGUGCAACUUGACAGGACGACUUGAAAACGUGGAGAUGCGCAGAACGGAUGCGCAGUACGCAAAAUCGCUGAUCUCGUUCUAGAACUCGUACUCGUUGUCGAUGCUAACAUCCUCUAAUAGAUGCCCCAGUACAGUAAUCUUUAGGGAGUUAUUAUAACUCCAAAAAUGGAGUAAAAAGUUUAGGUACUGGAUGAUCCCUUUUAUGGGGUUACUUUAGCCUCUAAUUUAACUCCAAAUUUGGGGUCGUUUUUACUCUUGAAAAAGAGUUCUUUUAACUCGCAGCCUGGAGUUAAAUUAACUUCGAAAAUGGGGUUAUUUUUACUCCUUACAAGGGUUGUUUUCACUCUUUUUGGAAUUAAUUUUAUUCUGAAAGUGGAGUAACAGCUUUAGGUACAGGAUAACUCCUUUUUGGGGGUUAUUUUAACUCCUCAUGAAAACGAGUCCCUUAGACUCCUUUCUGGAGAUAAAAUAACUCCCCAAAAAGAUAACUCCACUGUAAGGAGUUAAUUUAACCCCACUAGUGGAGUUAUCAUAACUCCUUGAGAAUUACUGUGACCUCAAAUAAACGCCUCCUGCCUUAUAAACGCCGCCCCCCACCCCUGCGCUUUUAAAUUUGUGUUACAGACGUCCCUCUAACAAACGCCCCUUAUCCAAUAGACGCCUCUCAUGACGAUCGCUCUAAAAAUAUCUAGGAAAUGGCGAAAUAGAGCAAAAUCAUUAAAUUUAUUCAGCUUCUUGCUUCAUUAACAAUAGUUGCGCAUUUCGUCUCUUACAACAUCAAUUUCAAAGUAAGCUAGGAUUCUGACAUAGCAGUUGGGCUUAAAAGAAAGGAAGCGAUAAGUAUUUAACCUGUGAGAAAACGCGCUCGUGAGUCGAGCACUGCUACUCACGAAAUUUUUUAAAGUGUCGAAACGGCGUCGACUCUACUUUAUGCCCAAGAAACCACAACAGCUCAGCUGCGAAACUGUUCUUGUCCUCCUGAUCCAUGGUAAAUCUAAAUGAAGACAGAAUACUUUCUACGAUUAGAAAAAGGGAUUUUGCAGAAAAUUUAUAAAAUUUUUUGACUGUCGGGCAUUUAGUUUUUUUUACUUGUAAGACCCUUCCCGGCUGCUAGGUAAUAUAGCCACAGCGUUUUUAUUAUCCCUCUGUGGACAUAUAUAAUUACAAAAUGUAUGCGUCGGCAACAGUUUUAGUAAAACUUUAUUAUAAUCACAAAGCAAUUAGGUACAGGUAUAGGUAAAGCAAAUAGAUAUUUCCUCUGCCGAUAGAAAAAUAAUCAAGGCGGUGGAAGAAUAAAAUAAUGACUAAUUUAAGAUAUCAUACAAACCUAACUUAUCACAGUUCUAGCUGUCUGUUCAAGAAAUGGAAUGGAUUAGCAAAAAUAAUCAUGACUUCAAUUUUUUCUUAGUCCUUCAAAACGUAAGCAGUAUCGCACAGAUCGACUAUUCUGUCGUUAAAAGGCCAAAAUUCACUUCCAGAUUCAUGGAUUUACCUCUGAAGGUAAGUGGUAAUUCCUCCUUGGUUUCAGGGUAAACUUCGCCAAAACCUGAUGUCAGUUACGCAACAAAUUUUCCAACUUACAACCUCAUGUGUGUCGCGGGGUGGUACUCAAGGGAAGAUCGGGUAGAGAUGUGUCACCGAGACCCCAAACCCUUCCUUUACCCUGUUAUACACAAGAGAUCUUAAUUAUUUUAUCUCCGUGAUUCGUUUCGUAUUACAAAUCGAAUCGAGCAAUUUUUCAAAUUAACAUCAUGGAAUUAGAUUUUUUUAGAAAAGACAUUGGUACCACAAAUGAAGACCGCUCGUCAUCAGGCUUUAAUUAGCAAUUAAGAGUGGUUGUCAGAGAAAACCGGGCAAAAAGUUAAAAAUGUCAACCGAAGGGGGUCAACAGAAUAAGUUCAUACUAACAUCAUAGAUAGGUCUGGUGGAGUAAUGGACAAAUAUAAUAAACAUAGGCUCUUCACUGCUCUUGUAUUACAGAUACGAGAAUCACUUUAUUCGACCCCCUCGGACGCCAUUUUUAUAAGCAAAUUUUCACCAUUUUCUGAAACUCACAGAACCCUCAAAAUUUAACGAGCGAAGUUUAUUUUUCGCAUGCGACACAAUAUAUCACAGAACUACUUUCUAAAACCAUAAGAUUUGUUAAGCAGCCAAGGACAAGACUAAACUUUUCUUAUUUUAUCUGACCUAAACUCAGUGUCCGCAAACGAGCAAAAAAUCGGGCAUUUUUGAAUUGAUCUACAGCGCACAACUAAAACGACAGAACAACUCUGACAGCCAAAUUGCAGUCUACUAUCAUCUAUGUAACCAAAACACUAAUAAUCAUUUUGGGCCAUUGAAACAGGAAGAAAUUAGAAAACUCACAUUUGUUAUAGUUUCCAAGCUUUUUCUUGCAAACAGGCCGAUCCCUUCGUGUUUGUUUUAAGUCCUCUUCGUGAAUUUUCGUCCAUAUUUCGCUGUAAAGUAUGUUCAGCAGCUGGAGAAAAUAUCAAAAAGCUCGAAAUACUGCCUAGGUUACUUGUUCAAAGGGCAAAAAGUACUGAACAACAGGAUGAAACCAGAAAAUAACAAAGCGACGCCAUCUUGAAAAUUCAGCACUCAGGAGGGACUGGAACUAGUAGCUGCCUUGUCCUCAACGUGAUGAAUUACCAAAUAGGUAAAAAACAAAAACAAACAAACAAACCGGCUUAUCAGUUGCCUACUACAGUCCUAUUUCUUCUUCAAUCACUACUUUCAGUUAAAUUUAGCUUUUUUUGUGUUGUGUUGUCGGUCUUUUUUUUUGGGCGGAGUGAUAGGGUUUGGGGAAGAUGCAUGACCAACUGGCAUUACUUUAUUCAGUCUUCAUUUACUCUACAUUCUCUUCCUUUUGAGUUAUCCAGUAUAAGUCUUUCUUUGGAAUCUUUAUUGUAUCAUCUAUUUUUGCGUCAGUCUACAAUCACCGUCCAUGUCCGAAGGUCCCCUCAUCUCCUGUUCAUGAUUUCAUGAUGCACAGUGACAGUUUCAUAGUCCGGAAGGCUUCGCCCGAAGGGUACCUCUUUCAAGCAUCAGGUGUAACAAAGGGUAGGAAAAUCACAAGUUGAAUUAUUGAAUUACCGAUUUAUUCUCACGAAGCAUAUAUAUGAAAAGGGUGCAACUUUUCAAUGGAAGAUACACGAAAUGAUUACCUUUUCUCAAAAAUAGUAUAUAUAAGGAUAAGGGACUGGAACUCGGGGCGAAACCUCUCCGAACAAUGCUUUAUUGAGUAGCCUCCCACCCCCCUCCCCUUCUCACUAGGGCUUUCCACAAGUUGCUCGGCAACUUUUUUGCAAGGUCUAGUAUUUCGAGCAACUUUUUGCGUUUCAAGCAACUUUAUACAUAAUUGCUGAGCAAUUUCUCUAACUAGUUUUUUUUCCAAUUCUGAGAUAUCUGAGCCGCUCUUAGUGCUUAAAUUAGCCUUGCUUCCAUAUUGCACAGUGUUUUAGUAGACAAUUUAUGAAUUUCCUAUGAAAAAGGAGCCAGAUCCUCACCCCUUGGGGGCAGAUGAUGGGCGCAAGAUGCAGCCGGGCUGCUAGGUCAGAGGUUUUUUUGAACAAAAAGGCAAAAUGGGGGACUUCCAUUCACACUUGACUGACACGAGUGUCUGAGGUGAAUUAAGGUCAUUCAACAAUUUUAAUGGCUCAUACUAGAAUUUUUACAAGAUUAAUAUUAAUAUUGAUGUGUAGUCUUUACUCAUACAUGGUUUACGGGCUCCUGAUGGCGGACAGACUUAUCUAGCAACGCUAAUUACGUUGCGAAGUAGCACAAAAUUACGUUUUUAUACUCUACCAGGAGCCAUAUUUAUCUAAAUCGGGGUAGUAGACGGUAACUGGAUACCUUUUCCAGGGAUGGGGGUGACUUCAUCGAAAUAUCAGGGGCACCCAACGAGAAGAUAGUUCAAAACCACCUAAACAUAGCAUUGUUAAACGCAUUCUAGUAUUUAAACGGAAGAUAUAGGCAUAUUUUUAUCGCGUAGAAAUUUUUCAUCUGUUCGGAUUUCUUAGCUGAAAGUUUAGUGAUUCGAAAAUUAUAGGGAUCAAAACUUACCUUUUCGCAAAUUUCAGCCAGAAAAAAGGCUCCCGAAAAUUCUAGGUGACUUUUUAAGGGUAAAAAUCCGUUAAAAAUGGGCAAUUAUACCAUUUUUUUACAUGUUCGAAAAUCCUAGGAGAGGCAGGCAAGCAAGGAAUUUUACAAUGAAAUGUUCCGAAAAUUCUAAAUCGCAAAUCGUCUUCCGAACAGAUAUUUUCCGAAAAUUGUCGUUGGUUGCCCCUGAAAUAUAUAUCAUAGCCAUUAAAUGUGCUAAUUUUAGCACAGUUUGUGCCAUCUCGUAUGAUUCGCGCGCGCAUUUUUUGCAACAGCGCCGUUGAAAAGAUUAACAAACAAAAUGGCGUUGGAAAUUAUCUCCUUAGGAGACGAAUAAAUUCCAUUUCUGUCAUCAUUGCCUCCUCUGAAUUUAAGGCACGACCUUGACAAUUUCUCUAAAUGUGAGGACUGUUUAUGUUAAACAACGUAGUGAGAGUGUUUUUGACAAAUCCAGUGACGAAGAGAUGUAGGAGAUGUCAAUUCUUUCACAGCUACACCAGUAAACUAAAACGAACCUAGUGGCUGUAAACGUCCAGGUGUACAACUUCUAUCAAUGAUCAAUAUGAUGGAAAAGGUACCAACUCGAGUUAACACUCAGACCCCUUUUACAAAUUUUUGAACGGCCAAAAACUUGCAGGGAUCCGCCUUUUCUUUACAUGCGACCCGGCGGAACCGUGAAGUUUUUGAGCUGCAAACAGUACCGCAAUCUGUAAGAGAAUUUGCGCCUUCCCUCUAAACGUGGCGUUUAUAUUGUGUGGACUGUGCAAAGAGCAUUCUGAAAAAGAAGUGAACAGGAAAAACAAUGAGGGGAAGGGGUGCGGAGUGAGAGUCGUAAAAACCCCUUUAAUUGUACUUUUUAACAAAAGCUCCUUCCGGAUCCUUUCGGUAUACCGGGUUCUGGUAAACGCUAUGAAUGGUUUAUUUUGACAGCUCUUGUCAACAUUCGAAGGUCUAUUACCUUAUGGAAAUGCGAAGUGACAGCGAUGGGAUCAUCAGUUAAAAGGCUUACCUUCAAAAAAGUACUUCGUCCACUGGCUCUCUUGGCCGCUCCGCGGCCUAAAAUGCCCGCUCCGCAGAACUGAUUCAACUGCAUGUACUAUGUUUAUUUUAAUAAACAGUUGGUAAUAAAAAUUAUUACAAAUUUUACAGCAAGCAAUAUCCACUGCCCGCAGUUAGCCCGCACGCUUCGAAACUCGCGAGGUUGUUACAUAGCAAGUCUAGCUAGCUCGCAUGAGAGCGAAGUUAAGUGAUUCAUAAAGAGACAAAAUAGAUCUUUAAUAUUAUCUACAUCCACGGGACACCUCUAAAUGAGGAGGGAAUGAAGCAAUGCCAGUUAAUCACCAAUUAACCUGCGAUCAGGCGUUCUUCUAAAGCUAAAUUCAACUAAAAGAAGUAAUUGAAGAAGAAAUAAGACUGGAGUAGGUCGCUGAUAAGCUGGUUUGUUUGUUUUUUGUUUUUUAUCUUAUUGGUAAUCAGGCAUUGGCUCCUGGUAAUAGUUCGUAAUAGCCCACGUUCGAUAAAGAAAAAUUCUAACAUGAAUCCGAGGCUUUCUGGUUACAUUUCUAUAUUAGGUUUGGUUUUCUAUGUGCUCGUGUAAAAUUUGCAAUUUUUGUCCGUGUUAGAUAUCGAACGCAGCUACUAGUGCCAGUCCCUCCUGAGUGCGGAAUUUUCAAGAUGGCGUCGCUUUGUUAUUUUCUAGUUUCAUCCUAUCGUUCAGCACUUUUUACCCUUUGGACAAGUAACCUAGGCAGUAUUUCGAGCUUUUUGAUAUUUUCUCCAGCUGCUGAACAUACUUUACAGCGAAAUAUGGAUGAAAAUUCACGAAGAGGACUUAAAACAAACACGAAGGAAUCGGCCUGUUUGCAAGAAAAAGCUUGGAAACUAUAACAAAUGUGAGUUUUCUAAUUUCUUCCUGUUUCAAUGGCCCAAAAUGAUUAUUAGUGUUUUGGUUACAUAGAUGAUAGUAGACUGCAAUUUGGCUGUCAGAGUUGUUCUGUCGUUUUAGUUGUGCGCUGUAGAUCAAUUCAAAAAUGCCCGAUUUUUUGCUCGUUUGCAGACACUGAGUUUAGGUCAGAUAAAAUAAGAAAAUUUUAGUCUUGUCCGUGGGUGCUUAACAAAUCUUAUGGUUUUAGAAAGUAGUUCUGUGAUGUAUUGUGUCGCAUGCGAAAAAUAAACUUCGCUCGUUAAAUUUUGAGGGUUCUGUGAGUUUCAGAAAAUGGUGAAAAUUUGCUUAUAAAAAUGGCGUCCGAGGGGGUCGAAUAAAGUGAUUCUCGUAUCUGUAAUACAAGAGCAGUGAAGAGCCUAUGUUUAUUAUAUUUGUCCAUUACUCCACCAGACCUAUCUAUGAUGUUAGUAUGAACUUAUUCUGUUGACCCCCUUCCGUUGACAUUUUUAACAUUUUGCCCGGUUUUCUCCGACAACCACUCUUAAAGAAUGAGGCUAAGUAGGAUAUGAAGAAUUAAGCAGGUCGAGGAGGGUGAUAUUGUGGAUAACACCCUCCGAGGUGUGAAACGAGUGAAAUGUCCGCCUUUUUUUUUCACAACCAAAACAACUCAACCUCGUCCUCAAGUCUUCUCGGUAACGGUGCCUCAACCUGUAGCGGGCUGCAUUUUUGACGUCUUUCUUCAUUAAACACAAAAUUCUUCCAAAUUUGGUCAUCAGUAACUGGUUAUGGUGAAUUAUGCGUGUGCUUUUAGCCAGUCAGAAUUAGGAAAAUAUUUUGAAUGAAUAAUAAACUCUAUUAAAAAGACAACCCUGUGCAACACGCUAAAUAGUGGAGUUGUGUACCCCGAGUUUAAGACUCAUGCCCUGUUAAGCGGCACAUACCCAUUUACCCCAAAUUAAAGAGUCCCUCUUGGGAUGUGUAUGAGGCAGGGGAUCAUGAAUUCAGUCUUAGGAGUGACAACUAAAGGAUAUCCCUCUUUUUGGAGUUCUUCACAUGCUGCAUGCUUGUUUCCAUAUAAUCUUACUUUAGCCAGCGUUCUUGGUCAGUAUGGUGAUAACCAGCCCUGUUUGUACGUCCGGGUUCCGUGCAAAACAGGUCUAAUAAGCUACAUGACAUCGCUCUCCUUCUAGUUACCUUGCUGUUUCUGUUUUAUUGUUUUGUUAUCAUUUUGCCAUUUACAUUAAAUAUUUAUACAUAAUUUAGAAAGAUGCUACAAUGAAGCCCAUGGAAGCCAAUAAGGCUUUUGAAAGGACCACCUUUAAAAAUAUAUGACUUAGUUACUUAUUGCAAGUGUUUUACAGCAGAGUUAAACGAUUAAUGUGAAGUAAAAAUAGACAUGUUGUGUACCUUAGACAAAUCAAGCUUUAGGGAAUGGCCCCAAAAUACCCUGGCUACAGAAGUCUGUUCUCUAAAUACCUACGACUCGCGCUAUGUAAGGGAAUCUAAUAUAGUCAUGGAUUGUGGAUUCCGGGUUCCCGAUACCGGAUUACAGAUUCUUUGUCAGUGGAAUUUAGAUUCCGAAUUCCUUGGGCUGUAUUCCGUAUCCCAAAGCCCAGGGUUUCCGAUUCAACAAGUAAAAAUUUCUCGGAUUCAGGAUUUCACGAAAAAAUAAAUGCUCGUGUUAAAUUGUUUUCAACGUCUAAUGAAUUUUGGUGUCAAUAUAAUUUUUGAAUUUCAGGGAGAAUUCAAAGCAGUUGGAAAUCUUGAUUCCAGGUCUCCCUUCGUUCCUGCACCUCUACCUCCUCUUGAUGAAGUGGACAGGAUGAUUUAUAUAUGGCUCACUGACUACUUGUUCAACACAGCCAGUUUUGUUUACCACGAGCAGGGUGCUUUACGAACUAUUAUCAGGCCGAGUAACGUAAGGAACUUUAACCUUUGAUAAGAAGAGGUUCUGUUUUAUGCAUAAUUGCCGAUAACAAAAAGGCACAUCUGUUGCUUUUUAUUGUUAUAAACUUGUAAUAGUCAGAGGUCACAGAGUGCAACGCUUUCUUUCCAUUACUGUGCUUUGCGUAAGUUUCACGUGUCAGAUAUUCAAAGCACGCGUGAUCAGAGUACGGGUGAUAGAAGGUCCAAACACACGUGAUCAAAUAGCGUUUGGUGCUUUUCAUUCAUUUGUAAUGGAAGUACAAACGAAUGCUGGCUACAUACAUGCGACGCAUGCGUAAUAAGAACAUGGAGAAUAGGAUUGCGGGCUCCUUUUGUCGCCCGCAGAUAAAUUGUCCACCUGGAGAACACCUUAAUACUCAUGAUGGGAGCAAAUCACUUGUCUUUAUGUAGGGCGAAGAGGGUAGGAUCAUUGAUAGAUCAACCGCUCGAAGCAAAAAGGGGAAGCAGGGGGGGGGGGGGGGUCAAUCUCUAGACGAAACAAAGUAACAGACCUCAAGCGAUGAUUCUCCACUGCGGAUACUUGACGUGUUCGUUUACGAAUUCCUUGCAUGGUCACACUUAAUUUAUUUAAUAUAAAAUGUGUAGUGAUUAAAAACAAGUUGCAAGCGCAGAAAGGUUGUGUGUAGUAAAGUGAAGCUGACAGUUUGCGUUUUUGUUUUUUCUCUUUUAUCGUAGGUACCGAAUAAUAAGAGUCUUUCAUUAAACACGAGGACAUUUAAGACAUUUUUGUAUCAGGUUUGUGAUAUCCUUUUUACAAGGCGUAUGUCAGACAUCUUUAAGCUUAAGAUUUUGGCCCCAAGCUUACAUCAGGGCAAAAAAAGAACUCAGACGUUCCGGUUUUUAGUUUAAUUCCGGCUACGUAUGUACCUUAAGGGUCAAAACAGUUUGCCUAUUAUCUUCAUUUUAAAGGAACAUAGUAAUAGCAUCAUAUUUCUCAUCUAGGGGAGAUACCCGGGGACCCUGGGUCCCUUACGUUAUUUUCAGACUAAACUGAAGCCCACAGACCCGACAAAUUUUAUUCUCGAAGCCACCUCCCCCCCUCUCCCCUUGAAAAUCUGAAUCCACCAUUUCUAGACAGUCUACACUUGUCUACCGGUAAUUUGUUCUUUCUUGUACAUGGGAAAUGGAAACGGCUCAUCCAAAGGUGCCUGUUUAUUCUUUCUUUCUAGCUGUACAAUAAGUAUCCCAACCGCCCGGUAUUUGUCAAAGCGUACACAACCAAGCCUCCGGUUUUUGCAUCGAGUCGAAAUGGAACCAAUGUAACAGUCAAUGGAAAUGCGGAAAUCCAUGUCAUUGCUAAGAAUGGAGCCCCCAUAUAUGCCUUGACAAUUGGACUGGUAAGCUCUUUAGCCAUCAAUCCCUUGAAUGGGCAAAUGUUUUUAUAUUAAUAUAAAGAGGGAUCUGUCAUAUCAUCUAACUAUCAUUUAUUACAAGAAUGAAGACCGUUUUAAUGUCAAUGUCAGAUAUACCAGGAAUAAAAAGAAAUGUCUUUUUUGGUGGCUUGUAACUCAGAAAAAAAUGGAUUACCUUCGAAUUCAGUCAAAGUUAUGGUUGUUGUUGUUGUUUUUUGUUUCCGGCUAAUAGGUAUUUUUAACAGUAGACUAAUUCCUUAGCGAUUUGCUUGGGCUGAUUGACUAGUUUUUAGCAUUAGUAAGAGAACAGAACCAUAAAUUUUCAUUUCUUGUUUUACAUAUAUUUUAUAAGUAUACGUCUAUUUGUUUAGACUGAAAUCAAAAUUUAAGACUUCAAUAUUUAAUUUUUUUUUUUACAAAUAUGAUUUAGAUUUUAAGUUAAUUAAUGGAGGAUUACUGUAGAAGUUCCGUCACCAUUCAACUGUUGGAAUUUUCGGUUAGUUGCGUUAAUUUUCCUUAACGGUUUUGUUUCUUACUUUUGUUCCUGAAAGAGAGCUGUUCUUUCUGGAGCACUGGGUGUAAACCACGGCAACUUAACAUUCCACGCAAAGUCUUUCGAGUAGGUGCCAUCUUUUUAUGUUGACCCUGUACGUCUUAUCUGUCUGUUCAUAGUCUUUGGUUCUUUCAUGUAUAUAGAUUUAGCCAAGGCCAAAAGCGAAGCUCUUGUGGGAACUCAGCUUUUAAGAAAUGUCUUUCUCAAGUAAAGUUUUCUGAGCCUUUGAUUACUGGAAAACUAACAACUGGUCAGCUAAGAACGUUAAAAGAGACUUCACGUAAAUGGGUUGUACACCUGAGCCCGCGAUACAGUCAUGUGAUCAGCUAUUUUGACAGCUUUUAAUUCGCGCGCGCAGACGAUUUUGUCACGCAAAUUUGAUACUUAGCCAAAUUUUCUUAUCUAUGGUGCUCCGCUGCACGCGCUUCGUUCGCGCGAGAGCUCCGCUAAAAAUUGACAUGAGCUCUACAUAAACAGCUAUUUGGAGAAAGGUUGUCGGAAAAAAAUGUGGACGAGACGAUCCCGAAAGGUAAUAUGGGAUAUGAUCAAUACACUGUUCCUGGGGGCACUGUAGCUGCGAACCUACUUUCGUUGCUUUCCUUUUAGCACUCGCAAAUAUACAUCAAUGGCCUCUCGUGCCAUUCUUUCAAAUUUCUUUGAAGAAGAGUGAACUCAAAACCACCCACAAUAACUUUCGGAAUUGCAACGUGCACUUUUUCCGACCUUUCUCGAAAAAGCUGUAUACCUGAGAUCUGGGGCGGGGUGCGAGGUGGCGCUGGGUGGCUUUCUUUCAUGGGAGUGCUAGUUUUCGUUAACCAAAACGAUCUAAAGAAAUCAGAUAACCGUUAUAAAACAUCCUUGUAGGUGCAGAAAAGCACAAUCGCCAUACUGGCAAAAAAAGCGGGCAUUGUCAGAGAUCACACGAGGAGCUGUUGUGACGAAUCAGAAACGAAGAAGAAGGUCACUAACGUGUCCAAACACGGCCAGCAGGGACACUGGCAUUCCUGUUGAAAACAUUAAUGCAGUCAUGAUAGACUGCGAUCUUUGAAAUGACAUUUCCAAAAGUCAUCUCGGCUGCGGCCGAAAGAGAUGAGAAAUAAAAUUAGUUUUUUCUAAGAUAGCCCGCUAGUUAUAUUAAUAGAAUAAAAGGAAGAUGAAAUUAAAACCCAGAUAACACCCAAUUACUUUUACUUAAAUGUUGUGUUGCUGGGUCUAAUUCAGUUCCUAAUUCUUUCCCUAGCAUACAAGUGCACCUUGUUAAAUCUGCUAUUGGUGACAUCCGGGUUCGUAUUUCAUUCAAUUAGUGUGAUUUUUUUUUUCAUUGAUGAAAGAAGCAUAUGUGAACUUGACGUAUCCUCCUUUUCUCCACAGUAUAAUAUUGUCAUGCUUCAGAUGUUCCUUGAUCAGUUUAUAAAAUCUGCGCACUUUGUGGAUCAGUUGAACGGUUAGUUACAUCAGUUAUAGGAGCUGUGGCACGAAAUUCAUAAAAAUUCAAACAGUGGGAACAGGGGCGGAUCUAGGGGGAGGGUUCAACGGGUGCGUAUCCCCCCCCCGAGAUGACCUUCGGCUUUCUAAUACAACUGGUAUUCUGCAAGAAGAUAAAAUCUUUGUGGUUUAUUGGUGUUGAAGUAAAAGAUGAGACGAGGUUGAUAUGGUUGAUAUGUUGAAAGUCUAUUCUCAGUAUUUUCACAUUAUGUUAUUGCCUAACAACCGCUCAAAACAUUAAAAGAAGGGAUAAAUAACUUAGCCAAUGCAAAAGGAGGCACUGGUGGACAAACUUAAAGAUUGAAACGGAUUGGAAUCGUGGUUUUUUAAAACUUGUUGGCCUAACAGUUUUUCAAAGUUUAUUUUCAUUUUUGUUGUUUGUAACGUUUGAUAUAAAGCUUUGGAGACAUAUUUUUUGUUUGACACGAAGCGGUGAUUUUGUCACCACGAGAUAUGAUGUCAAAAGUACCAAAAUUUAAGCAAAAAAAUCAUUUUUUGUAAGCAAAACAAACUGUAGAAAGCACCAACUUGAAGAUAUUUGUACAAUUUUAAAAUAAUUUUAAAUUAUAGCGAAGGUAUAUUCAACUUUCAAACGCACCCACAUGAUGCCAAACCUGUCCUUUUUUCUCGGGUUGUGGGGAGGGGUCCUAUAAUGGACUAUACGGGGAGGCUCCUUCCAAAAGGGAUACUUUUUCAGGAUUCAGGUAUAAGAAAGGGUAGGGACUUCAAUAGAUGAAGUAUAUGAAGGGGUAGGGAGGGAAAUCUGUCAUUUCGGGCCGUGAAAAGGUCCAAAAAGGCUAACAGAUGCAUUUUAUGGCUGUGAAAAGGUGGAGAAAACGUUCUGUUUUUGUUAUUUAAUCAACAAUUAAUGAAUGAGGCUGAACAUCUUAUGAAGAAUUAUGGAGAUCGAUGAGGGUGUUAUCGGCCGAGGCGGAUAACACCCUCCAAGAUCUCCUUAACUCUUCUUAUCAUAAGAAAGCCGAAUUAAAUAAUUGUUUUAUUACUCAUUCAAAAUAAUUCCUAGUUUAAAAACAUAGCUAAAACAUACUUUCCUCCAUCGAUGUUAAGUUCAUCUUCGAUAGUGCACGUUUAGGGUUGUUCAGCUCCGCAAAUAUUCUCCAAAAAGUAGAUGUCGCCUUUCGAGUUGUCUUCUUGCUGUUCUUGCCAUGUUUUUAGCUAUUAUCUCGCCUAGUUCUUACUCUUGAAACAAGUGAAGUGUACGCCAUUUUUUUGUUUUCACAACCAAAACGACUCAACCUCGUCCCCAGUUGUUCUAGGUGAACGGUGCAUUAACCUGCUAGAAAGCUGCACUUUUGACGUCAUCGGUUCAUUAAACGCAAAAUUCUUUCAGUUUGGCCAUCAGUAGCUGGUUAUGGUGAAUUAUGCGUGUACUUUUAGCCAAUCAGAAUCGGAGAAAUAUUUUGAAUGGAUAAUAAUCAUAUUUAAAGACAGUGCAUUUACAGCAGUUAAAAGGGAUGAGAAUUUCUAAACUCACUAGGUAUGUGGAUGGGAUACAAUUUGUCAAUGGAAGGUAUACAAAAGGGGUACCUUUUUUGUCAAAAAUGGUAUAUAGAAGGGUAAGGGGUUGGACCUUGGGGCGGAGCCUCUCCGUAUAAACCUUUGUUGAGUACCAUCCAAGGGUCCUUUCAUUUAUUACCGUUGACAAUAUUCGUGACCCACACGGGCUGUUUAAAGAUCAUAUACACCGUUUCGAGUAUUCAUCCGCAACUGUCACUCUACUGAAUAACGCUGUACACUAUGGUACAAGAUAUACAUAGGCGAAGCAGGCCGAACCGAAAACUAGUCGACCGUUUUAGAUGUUGAAAGAAAUGAUAAAGACGCAUUCUGACCAUGGCCAGCUGUGGCUUGUCACUUUAAUCUUACCAAUCAUUCCAGCCAAAAUAGGGUCAAUCUGCGGCCAGGAAAAGCCGCUAAAAUUUAGGGCAAAUAUUAAUCUUUCAAAUCGGAACUCUUAAUCAACGACGCUUUUCAUUCUUGUUUCUCAUGUUUCCAUGAUCUCAUCAAUAGCAUAGUUCCAAAAUUCUAUAUAUAAACCACCGGCGAACGACCCACAAACCCUGGCCUGAUUCGCUCUGGGAAAGGGCUAGCGCUCGAAAGGUCAGCUUCUCAAUCCCGCUACGGUGGCCAACCUACUUUAUCAACUUAAUUGCAAUUAAAUUUUUGCGCCAGGUUAUUCACUGAAUUUUCAGUGAUAUCGUAGGUGGAGGCAAUUUUGAAUGACGUUAACAGGACUACAGCCCGCACGCGGUUAAGUCCUUAAAAUUCCGAAGAAUUAAUGGUAAAUUUAAUCCUUCCCAAAGAUGACUAAAGAUAGUUAUUUGGUUUGAGCUUUCUUCAGCAAUAUACAUGUACAUAAAGUAGCUUGUUUGCAUCGUUUAUUUUAUUUUAUUUUUUGCAGAGUAUGGAGGUAGGGGCUUCCCGUUACCGCUGCCGCCUCAUCUUUCUUGGGAGGACACAAGCCUCACUACCGGAGAGGUAACACCAAGUUUUCUCCUAAUCUUUGGUUAA